AUGCCUAACUCAUACCUCGGGCCUCGGGGGAGAGCCCGGGAUUAUACGGGGCUUGCACCCACUAAAACCCCUCCGGAAAAUAUCAACAACAAAACCAGUGAUAAAUCUACAAACAUUGAAGAGCAUCUUGAAGCAACAUCCUCGAUAUUCAAUGUAACACCAGUUUCAUUGGAGCACGCUCUGGCAGAAAUAGAAAUAUUACAAGAACUUCAAAAUAAAGACACGGAAAUAAUCCAAUUGCAAGAGAAAUUGGAUAAUGUCAAUAAAAUAUUUCGUACAGUUGAUAGAUCAAAUAAGACUCUUACGAAGCAUAUAAGAAAACUCAGAAGUAUGAAAACAAUACGAAUCGAAAAAAGUUUGUUACAAUCAAGAAAAUUACUUAAAAAAGUUUUCAAUGACGAUCAAAUUGAAUGGUUACAAUCACAGUGUAGCAAACGACGUGUAUACACUUGGUCUGAACAAACCAUUAAAAAAGCUCUUCGAAUAAAAUUUUCUUGUACUAAUAGUGGUUAUCAAGAGCUUAUUAAACAAAACAUUCCAUUACCAUCAACACGUAUCCUAAAACAGAGCCUUGAAGGUAUCCACUUCACUCCUGGAAUAUUAGGUGAUAUUUUUGAUGCUAUGGAAAGUAAAGUUCAACAAUUCGAAGAUCAAAGGCAACAUGAUUGCAUGAUAGGCCUGGACGAAAUGUCUCUUACUCCUGGUGAACAAUUUGAUCUUUCUACAAAUUCCAUUGUAGGAAAUUGUACUAUUCCUAAUAGUCGGGGUAAUUAUACUGUUUGUAGUAAUGUGUAG
This is a messenger RNA of Trachymyrmex cornetzi, 795 nucleotides long. RefSeq lists its product as uncharacterized. The transcript has 3 exons. NCBI's taxonomy places the organism in Eukaryota, Metazoa, Arthropoda, Insecta, Hymenoptera, Formicidae. The record is from RefSeq and is a predicted model, not a curated record. Bases 1 to 795 code for a protein of 264 amino acids.